GGUCCAGGCGCGCUGGGGGCUUGGGCGGAUGCUCCUGUGCCGCAGCAGGUCCCGCUGGUGCCCGAGUGCCCGCGCCAGCCAUGCAGGAGCCUCUGCUGCGAGCUGAGGGCCUGGACUAUGACACCUUCCCCGAGACGCCCGCGUCGCCGGGAGAGAGGACGCGGACCGGGGCCUUGCAGAACAGAAGGGUGUUCCUGGCCACCUUUGCUGCUGUGCUGGGCAAUUUCAGCUUCGGGUACGCCCUGGUCUACACAUCUCCAGUCAUCCCAGCUCUGAACCUUUCCUCAGACCCUGCGCUACACCUGAACAAAAUCCAGGCAUCCUGGUUUGGGUCUGUGUUCACCUUGGGUGCUGCGGCAGGGGGCCUCAGUGCCAUGGUGCUCAGUGACCUCCUGGGCCGGAAGCUCAGCAUCAUGUUCUCAGCCGUCCCCUCGGCCGUCGGCUACGCGCUCAUGGCUGGUGCCCAGGGCCUCUGGAUGCUGCUGCUGGGGAGGAUGCUGACUGGCUUUGCCGGAGGACUCACUGCUGCCUGCAUCCCGGUGUACGUGUCUGAGAUCGCACCCCCUGGUGUUCGUGGUGCCUUGGGAGCCACACCACAACUCAUGGCCGUGUUUGGAUCCCUGUCCCUCUAUGCCCUUGGCCUUCUGCUGCCCUGGCGCUGGCUGGCCGUGGCUGGGGAGGGGCCUGUGCUCAUCAUGAUCCUGCUGCUGAGCUUCAUGCCCAACUCCCCUCGCUUCCUGCUCUCUCGUGGCCGGGAUGAUGAGGCGCUAAGGGCACUGAGCUGGCUGCGCUCAGACUCUGACAUCCACUGGGAGUUCGAACAGAUCCAGGAAAACGUGCAAAGACAGAGCAGCCGAGUGUCAUGGGCAGAGGUCCGGGACCCCCAUGUAUUCCGGCCCAUCCUCAUCGCCGUGCUGAUGCGCUUCCUGCAGCAGCUGACAGGCAUCACGCCCAUCCUCGUGUACCUGCAGACCAUCUUUGACAGCACAUCCGUGGUGUUGCCCUCCCAGCAGGAUGCAGCCAUUGUGGGCGCUGUGAGGCUCCUGUCUGUGCUGAUUGCUGCCGUCACCAUGGACCUGGCGGGCCGGAAGGUUCUGCUGUAUGUGUCAGCUUCCAUCAUGUUUGUGGCCAACCUGACACUGGGGCUGUACGUCCACUUUGACUCGAAGACCCCGACCCCCAACAGCACCGUGGGCCUGGAGGUCUUGCCCAUGGUGGGCACAGAGCAGCCUCUGGACACAGCUUUCAACUACCUCACCCUGAUACCUCUGCUGGCCACCAUGCUUUUCAUCAUGGGCUAUGCCAUGGGCUGGGGGCCCAUCACCUGGCUCCUCAUGUCUGAGGUCCUGCCCCUGCGUGCCCGAGGUGUGGCCUCAGGCCUCUGCGUGCUGGUCAGCUGGCUCACUGCCUUCGUCCUCACAAUGUACUUCCUGCAGGCAGUGCCUCUGGAUGCACCUGGGAUCCAGAAUGAAUGCCCCAUGUCCUCCCACCCCAAGAGGGGGCAACCCUACACCAAAGUGAUUGGCUAACAGUUCUUGUCAGAACCAUGGUCAUGGGUUUGGUUGUUUUUUUUGUUUUGUUUUGUUUUUGGGGGGUGGGAGGGGAGGGUGGCUUUUUGCUGUGUAGACGAAGCUGGUCUUGAACUCAGAAAUCUGCUCACUUCUGCCUCACAGGUGCUGGCAUUAAAGGCAUGCACCACCAGGCCUGGCUGCUGUCUGAAGUGAAUACCUUUUCCUUCCACCCUGCAGUACACCAUUUGGUACUCACAAUCUGAUGCCCCACCCCCAAAUCUGCAGAGGCCGGGGAUAAUUCAAGGUAGUGCUGCAGGUUUCUACUGAGGUUUCACCCAUGGGUCAGUGGGGAGCCCUCCGGAAGGGGCACAGACUGGAUGGGACUCCAAGGUCAAUCUGGAAGUCAGCUGGGUCACUGAUGAAGUCACCAACAUGGAGAGAGGGCAGCAACUUGUAGGUCAUGAUCAGGUCUUCACCACUGACCCCUUUGUACGACCUGGAAACAGCUAACUGUACUUGAGAGGACUUGACCUCAACCUCACCAGAUUCUGUCCUAAGCUGCUUUACCAGGGCAGCGCCUACCUAAUCCCACCCUAUCCAACCUCCAGCUGGAUCACCUACACUGAUGGGGCUCCACUGUGCCCUGGGUACCUUCAGACAGGAGAGCAGGCGGGUCUGCCCAGCCCAGACAGGACUCCUGUCCCUAGAGAGCACUGGGACCCUCAGACCUUCCUUUCCUGAGAACAGCACCCCACUCCCCCGGGGCUCCAGAAAUUCACAGUGUAGGGGGCAGACAGGAAGGGAACAAGGAACAAUACAACAUUCAGUGAACUUGUAUGGCAUUUGGAAAGCCAGCAACAGAUCUGCACUUCUUGGGGGACCUGCCUUCCUGUUCUGUCCCACUGAGGCUUGAGCUAGCAAAGCCUGCUUCCCUGGGAACCUGAGGUUAGGGGGUGAGCCUGGGUGGGUGUCGGGGGUAGGAAGGUCCAUGAAGGGUCCAUAGGCAGCAAGCCUAAUGUAGGCAGCAGAGAGAUGGAACCGAGUCGGGCAGGACAAUGAGAACCCAGAAGACAGGCUGCCUCCCUGCCCCACUGCCCGGCCACCCUCAGGGGGUCAUCUGUCUACCCACUGCCCGGCCACCCGCAGGGGGUCAUCUGUCCUCCCACUGCCCGGCCACCCGCAGGGGGUCAUCUGUCUACCCACUGUCCGGCCACCCUCAGGGGGUCAUCUGUCCUCCCACUGCCCGGCCACCCUCAGGGGGUCAUCUGUCCGCCCACUGCCCGGCCACCCUCAGGGGGUCAUCUGUCCCCUGGCACCGCCUGACCCUCAGUCAACUUCCCAGCCUGGGCUUCCUGCCACGAGUGUAACCAGACCUGCCCCACUUAUGACCAAGCUUGGUCCAAAGGUCGGGGCCUCAGCAGUGCCACCCUCGCGCAGGUGAGCAUCACCGGGCCGGCGCG
Messenger RNA from Nannospalax galili (Upper Galilee mountains blind mole rat), 2971 nucleotides. It is a transcript of the gene Slc2a6, whose product is annotated as solute carrier family 2 member 6. Gene Ontology annotation, cellular component: membrane. The record is from RefSeq and is a predicted model, not a curated record. Gene Ontology annotation, biological process: transmembrane transport. Gene Ontology annotation, molecular function: transmembrane transporter activity. The transcript has 10 exons. The coding region runs from base 81 to 1529 and encodes 482 amino acids. Lineage: Eukaryota; Metazoa; Chordata; Mammalia; Rodentia; Spalacidae.